AUGCAAAUGGGAGGGGGUUCAAAGGGAGAUCCCAACACCCCAGUAAGGCUAGAGGCUGACUCCCACAAUUAUUAUUCGCUUCGACCACGGAAAAGAAAGGAGAUAUUUAGCUCGGGAGCAGAUAAAUAUUCUCUCCGUCCAAGGAAAAUAAAGCACAGGUUUAGCAUGGGAGCAGACGAUGAAGAAAAAGACGAAUACGAAGGCUUGAAAUUUAACAAGACGCUGGGGCAAAGAGCCGAAACUAAGAAUUACAAGCCAAAAGUAGUGCUUGAAGAUAAUCUUGUUAAGACCUUUAGCCCUGAGACACCGAAAUGUGCUACCGAAAGAGUAAGAGAAGAAUUAUUGGGAGAUGAAGAACCCUUGGAAAGAUCCUGUAAGCGAGCUUUGGGUUUUGAUUCUGGGAAUAUUGAGAAAGAUGAUCUAGUUGCUGAAGCUGUUAAUAGCCCUGUUUAUGCGAUCCAAACUGCUGAUAGUUUCCCAUGCAGUCAAACUUUUUCGGGGGAUCCAAGCUCCUCAAAGAAGCUUGGUCCAUCGUCGGUUCCUUCCAAGAUUCUCCGGGCAAAACUUUUCCCUUAUUUCUUCGCUGUCAAUCCUGCAAAUGUUGUUUCACUAUAAUCUCUUCCGUUUCUGAUCCGAAGAGUUCUACUAUUAUUUGUUGCAGGUUUACCAUAGAAGAUAUGAGAAGAAUCAGAGACACAAUAAAUGCAUAAAAGUUCAGCCAUUCUUUCAGGGGCAUAACAAGCCU
Nicotiana tabacum (common tobacco) is the source of this 745-nucleotide messenger RNA. RefSeq lists its product as uncharacterized. Lineage: Eukaryota; Viridiplantae; Streptophyta; Magnoliopsida; Solanales; Solanaceae. The record is from RefSeq and is a predicted model, not a curated record.